AUGUCGAAUAUAAUGUUUCAAGGUGAUCCUGAGGAACAACUCAAAGAAAUGGAACUUCCUUGUGAACUUGGCAUGCCAUUAGAAGAACUUCUUGCUCCACGCGAACAAAAUAACAGAUCACAAAAACCUCCUCGAGCACAAAAUAAAUUCAUUCUAUAUCGGAAACAUUACAUUGCACGCGCGAGAAAGAAUAAUCCUCAAAGGACAGCAGGAAUGAAAGCGCGUGAACUUUCGAAGGAAGCAAGCCAAAGUUGGGAUUCUGAGUCGAAUGAAGUGAAACGAUAUUUUACUAUUAUGGCAGAAGUCGCUGUCAAGAGGCAUAAAGAGAUGUAUCCAGGGUACACCUACGAACCUGGAAAAAAAAAGGAUAAACAAGUGGAUCUUGAGGAAAGCUUCUCAUCAUCAGAAGAUGAAUUCUCUGAAUAUCUUAAUUAUGACCAAUGCGAUAAUCUUACAGAAUAA
This is a messenger RNA of Racocetra persica, 462 nucleotides long. The record is from the annotation of a GenBank genome assembly. Lineage: Eukaryota; Fungi; Glomeromycota; Glomeromycetes; Diversisporales; Gigasporaceae.